This is a messenger RNA of Chiloscyllium plagiosum (whitespotted bambooshark), 8089 nucleotides long. RefSeq names its product glutamate receptor ionotropic, NMDA 2B-like. Gene Ontology annotation, molecular function: signaling receptor activity; ligand-gated monoatomic ion channel activity. Gene Ontology annotation, biological process: monoatomic ion transport. Lineage: Eukaryota; Metazoa; Chordata; Chondrichthyes; Orectolobiformes; Hemiscylliidae. Gene Ontology annotation, cellular component: membrane. The record is from RefSeq and is a predicted model, not a curated record.
CAGCAGGAGAGAGAUUCCAAACCUUUCUUCCCACAUCCUUAUGUGUGCUUGAUGUAGCUAAGGGAGGCAUCUGGAGACUGAGGUGGCAUUUUUCACACUCUGUUCCUCCCACCCCCUCCACCAGCCCUGAUUUUUAUAUCCCACCGCACAUCUGGAAUACAAGGUAGCUGUCGUGUGUGAGGGUUUUUUUUAAUGAACAGGACGCUGUUCUGUUUUUUUUUUGUUUUGGCUUUUUUUUUGUGUGUGUGAUUUGUUUCCUAAAGGAAUUUUUUUAGUGCAUCUAUUUUUGGUGUGUGGGUGAAUUAAUAAGGAGGAAUUUAUUUUGCUCUAUUGGACCAGCGUUUCUGUGGCAAGCAAGGUGCUACCGAAGAACGAGAGCAAGAAAAAUCUUUCCUUCUUGGAGUAACUGUCCAUGGGCUGCGAGUAUAUGGAGGUUAAGAUUGUGAGAUUGAACGUGUCUGUGCAUUGCAGGAGCUGAAACAUAACACAGCGGCCGGAUUGGAUUUGAUUCCCCGUCUCCCAUUCCUCCUCGUUUUCCGCACCCCCUUUCCCUCCUCCCAAAGUAACGACCACCUUCCUUUGCUGUUGAACACAAGGGAGCGAGGGCUAAUGUUCUCAAGCUCAGACAGUCCUCGGGAGGACCUGAUCUACGCCGAGCUGGAGAGGGAGGGAGAGAGAGACAGAUAGCAAGACCGAGGGAAUCAGACACUGUUCAAUGGAAGAUCCAUGCUGGUGGCAAUGCAAGGGGGAGCCACUCUGAGGCUCCUAUCACCAUUGCUCAGCUCUCUAACAAACCCAAGAGCAAGCUCCUUCAGUAACCAGAAAGGGAUUAAACUCAAUGAAGAUGAGGCACAUGGGCUUACAACUCCUGAAGAUUUUAUUAAUACUCGCGUCUCAUGUGGAUUGGGCAAAAGGAAUCUUGAAAAGUACCCCUACCUUGAACAUUGCCGUGAUCCUUGGGGGCACAUCCUGUGAGAUGGACAUCAAAGAUGUUUUGAACAAAGAUGAUUUCCAACAUUUGCCCAUUGAUCCCAAUGUGGUGCAGGUGACCGUAAAUGAGACUGACCCCAAGAGUAUCAUUACACGUGUGUGCGAUCUCAUGUCUGGGAUGAAAAUGCACGGUGUGGUUUUUGGUGAUGACACGGAUCAUGAGUCCAUCGCAGAAAUUUUGGAUUUUAUUUCAGCUCAGACUAUGAUCCCAAUUCUUGGAAUACAUGGUGGUUCCUCGAUGAUAAUGGCUGACAAGGAUGAUUCAUCAAUGUUCUUCCAAUUUGGACCGUCCAUUGAACAGCAGGCCUCAGUGAUGUUGAACGUUAUGGAGGAGUAUGACUGGUAUAUAUUUUCUAUUGUAACAAGCUACUUCCCUGGAUACCAGGAGUUUAUCAAUAAGAUCCGAAGCACCAUUGAAAACAGUUUUGUAGGUUGGGAGAUGGAGGAGGUCAUGUCUCUGGAUGUUUCAAUGGACGAUGGUGAGUCCAAAAUCCAAAACCAAUUGAAGAAGCUUCAGAGCCCUGUCAUCCUCCUUUUUUGCACCAAGGAUGAGGCUACCUAUAUCUUUGAGGUGGCUGAGUCAGUUGGCCUCACUGGCUAUGGCUACAUCUGGAUUGUGCCAAGUACAGUCACAGGGAACACAGAUAUUAUUCUGCCCGAAUUCCCGACAGGAUUAAUUUCCGUUUCCUAUGACGAGUGGGAUUAUGGACUCCCAGCCAGGGUGAGGGAUGGAGUGGCCAUUAUCACCACAGCAGCCUCGACAAUGCUGGCUGAACGAAGGGAAAUCAUGGAACCCAAAACCAGCUGCUACAGUGUACAGGAGAGAAGGGCUCAUCAAUCAAACACUUUGCACAGAUACCUUAUGAAUGUAAGCUUCGAGGGAAGAAACCUUUCCUUCAGUGAAGACGGGUACCAGAUGCAUCCCAAAUUAGUUAUUAUCUUACUCAACAAAGAGCGAGUUUGGGAGAAGGUCGGGAAAUGGGAAGCAAAGAGGUUGACCAUGAAGUACCACGUUUGGCCCCGGUACUACUUGUUCUCAGAGUCGGAGGAGGAGGAUGACCACUUGAGCAUCGUCACGCUGGAGGAAGCGCCAUUUGUCAUCGUGGAGGAUGUCGACUCACUGAGUGGAACGUGCAUGAGAAACACAGUGCCCUGCCGGAAGCAAGUUAAAGCCAUCAACGAGACUGAAGGAGGAAUCUACAUCAAGCGGUGCUGUAAAGGAUUUUGUAUUGACAUUUUGAAGAAAAUUGCAAAGUACGUCAAGUUUACAUAUGAUUUAUAUCUGGUGACAAAUGGAAAACAUGGGAAGAAAAUCAACGGGACAUGGAAUGGCCUGGUUGGAGAAGUGGUAAGGAAGCAGGCACAGAUGGCUGUUGGCUCAUUGACUAUUAAUGAAGAACGAUCGGAGGUGGUGGACUUCUCAGUCCCUUUUAUAGAGACUGGAAUCAGUGUAAUGGUGUCACGGAGCAAUGGAACUGUGUCACCGUCUGCGUUUCUGGAGCCAUUCAGUGCAGAUGUCUGGGUGAUGAUGUUCGUAAUGCUCCUGAUUGUCUCUGCUGUCGCAGUGUUCGUCUUUGAGUACUUCAGCCCUGUGGGAUACAACCGGUGUCUGGCUGAUGGAAGGGAACCAGGAGGGCCUUCUUUCACCAUCGGCAAAGCCAUCUGGCUGCUCUGGGGCCUUGUUUUCAACAACUCGGUGCCAGUCCAGAAUCCAAAGGGAACCACGAGCAAGAUUAUGGUGUCGGUUUGGGCCUUCUUCGCUGUGAUCUUCCUGGCCAGUUACACAGCCAACCUUGCUGCAUUUAUGAUCCAAGAGGAAUAUGUGGACCAAGUAUCAGGCCUCAGCGAUAAGAAGUUUCAAAGACCAAAUGAUUUUUCUCCUCCUUUUCGGUUUGGGACUGUUCCCAAUGGAAGCACCGAGAGAAACAUCCGGAACAAUUACUUUGAGAUGCACAGCUACAUGACUAAGUACAACCAGAAGUCGGUGCUGGAUGCAUUAAUAAGCUUGAAGGCAGGGAAGCUGGAUGCUUUUAUCUAUGAUGCGGCUGUGCUGAAUUACAUGGCCGGGAGAGAUGAAGGCUGCAAGCUUGUGACGAUCGGCAGUGGCAAGGUAUUCGCAACCACUGGCUACGGCAUCGCCAUCCAGAAAAGCAGUGGCUGGAAACGUCCAGUAGACCUUGCCAUCCUGCAGUUAUUUGGUGACGGAGAUAUGGAGGAGCUGGAAGCCCUCUGGCUGACUGGUAUCUGUCACAAUGAGAAGAAUGAGGUGAUGAGCAGCCAGCUGGAUGUCGAUAACAUGGCGGGCGUGUUCUACAUGUUGGGUGCUGCAAUGACGCUGAGUCUCCUCACGUUCAUCUGCGAGCAUCUCUUCUACUGGCAGCUGCGGCAUUGUUUCAUGGGCGUCUGCACUGGCAAACCAGGUGUCAUGUUUUCAGUCAGCAGGGGUAUAUAUAGCUGCAUCCAUGGAGUCCCCAUCGAGGAUAACAAGUCUUGCAUGGAGUCCCCCACCGCCACCGUGAACGACACCCACUCCAACAUCAUGCGGCUGUUGCGGACAGCCAAGAGCAUGGCCAACCUGACCGGGGUCAACGGCACACACUUCGGCUCCCCCCAGAGCGCCCUCGAUUUCAUCGGGCGGGACCCAUCGGUCUUCGACGUCUCCGAGCACCGGCGGAGCUUCACCCACUCCGACUGCAAAUCCUACCAGCCCGACGACAACCUCUUCAGCGACUACAUCAGCGAGGUGGAGAGGACGUUUGGCAACCUCCACGCCAAGGACACCAACAGCAUCUACCAGGACCACUACCACCAUCACCGGCCGCACAGCAUCGCCAGCACCAGCUCGCUGGACAUCCCGUACGAGUGCGACAACGCUAUGUUUGGCACCCAGGGCCGGGCCCUGGCGAGGAAACCCUUCGAGAUCGGCCUGCCCCUGAAGCACGCCCAGGGGCCGCUCGGCGACAGCUACGAGAGCCACAAGUACCUGUUCAAGAACGACCGCUACGCCCAUGACGACCUGAUCCGCUCGGACGUCUCGGACAUCUCCACGCACACGGUGACCUACGGCAACAUCGGUAACACCAAGCGGCGCAAGCAGUACAAGGACAGCCUGAAGAAGCGGCCGGCGUCGGCCAAGUCGCGGAAGGAGUUCGACGAGAUCGAGCUGGCGUACCGCCGCAAGGCGCACACCUCGGACCGGAAGGCGCGCUUCUUCAACAAGGACAAGCUCCGCGACUUCUACCGCGACCAGUUCCGGUGCAAGGAGAACGCUGGCUCGCGCUGGGAGCACGUGGACCUCAGCGACCUCUACCAGGCUCACGACGACGACUUCGGCAAACAUGAGGGGCCGGGCUCGCGCCUGAGCCGGCCCCGCCCUGUGCACGUGGGCGAGUUCGCGCCGUCCGCCAAGGCCAACCUGCACGCGUCGACGGUCGGCCUGUGGGACAAGAGCGCCGGCGGCGUGCCGGACUGGGGCGACGAGCGCCAGGCCGACAGCUACUGCCACAACUGCCCCAGCAAGCUGCACAACUACGGCGGCCAGAACGCCAACCGUGGCGGCCCGUGCCUGUGGUGCGAGGCGUGCAAGAAGACUGCCACCCUGUACGACAUCAGCGAGGACAACUCGCUGCAGGACGUGGACCAGGCCCUGGUGCCGGGCUCCGGCCUCUCCAAGUACCACCAGAGCCCCACCGACUCCACCAAGCUGCAGCGGCGCAACCGCGGCAAGCUGCGGCGCCAGCACUCGUACGACACCUUCGUGGAGCUGCAGAAGGAGGACAGCGUGGCCAUCGCCCCGAGGAGCGUCAGCCUGAAGGAGAAGGACCGCUUCCUGGAGGGCAGCCCGUACGCCCACAUGUUCGAAGCGACUCCGGAGCCGGCCUUCGUCGGUAAGGCUGCCGCCCCGGAACGCCACAACCUGAGCCGCUACACCCUGAGCAAAUCCCUGUACCCCGACCGGGUCACCCAGAACCCCUUCAUCCCCACCUUCGGCGAUGACCAGUGCCUGCUCCACGGCAGCAAGUCGCACUUCUUCAAGCACCCGGCCGCUUCCAAAGCCCGCCUCGACUUUCACCCAUCGGCCAAGGCCGCAUCGUCCAUGUUCAACGCCAUCCCGGCCAGGUUUCAGAAGGAAAUGUGCACAGGAAGCCAACCGACGGUGUGUGUGGCAAAUAACAAGACUCCCAGGGCUUUCAACGGGUCCACCAACGGACACGUAUACGAGAAACUCUCCAGUAUUGAGUCCGAUGUCUGAGGUCGGAGUCACUCCUGCUUAUCGGGGGGAGGGAGGGGGAGCUGUCAUUUAGGAGAUCCCCAUUUGGACGACGUACUGGAGUUCCGGAUGGACCUGCUUCGUUUUCUAUUUUUUAAGUUUUUGAUCUUCAUGCAAAACACCACAGAACAUCGUUUUCUUUUCCCAUUGCAUUUCUAUGGGAGUGAAUCGGAUUCCAUGAUUUAUAUUAUGUCUGGUCCAGUACAAUAUGACAAAAUUCUAACUGCAUGUCAUUUGUAUCAAGUUACAUCGGGUGAUGCAUCUUUGUGUAGGGGGUGAUGAUUAAUAUAGUAAAUAUUAAUAUCAGUGCCAAUACUGUACAGUUAAAAGCUGGAUUAACCCAUUCGCCACUGAAAACUCCAUAUGGCUUCGUUCUGAAUGCCUCUCCAGGGUUCUGGAAAACAAUUGCACGAGUGGAUGUGGCUUCUAGUAAAAGCGAUCUCAGAUCGGUGGUGGGUGUGUGUGUGUGUGUGUGUGUGUGUGUGAGACCGUGCGUAAGUGUGUAUCUCCAGUCAUGGACGUGUGUGUGAAUACAUGUGUAUGCUCUCCAGGGGCAGCCUAUACUGGCAUUGUCAGGUCUUCAUUGUGGUGAAACAUUGUGACAUCACACAUUCGGUGACAUCACAGAGUCAGUGAUGUCUCAAUGGUAGUGAUGUCACAGUGACUGUGAAGUCAUCAAGCCAGUGAUGUCAUACUGGUUGUGGUAUCACAGAACCUGUGAUAUCGUGCAGAACUGAUGUCAAACUGAUGGCUCAGUGUCAGCGCUGUCACAAUGGCUGGUGUCACAGUGUCAGUUAUGUCACGAUGGCUGAUGUCACAGUGGCACCAAUAUAACAAUAAUUAUGACAUCACUGUUCCAAUAAUGCCACUGUCAGUGACAUCAUGAUGACAGUGAUGUUGGUAUGUCAGUGAUGUCACAGUUUCAGCAACAUGGGUGUGUUUCAAGAAGUCAAUGAUUUUGAAGCCCUUGAAAUAUAUAUCGAGGCCAGUUUUUUUAAGGUCUGUGGCUAUCAAAUGCAUAUUGCAAUUGCAACCACCGUGAUAGUGAGGCCUACAGAAAAAGAUGAAUCUUCAAUUCAGGUGCAGCCUCUAAUUAUCAAUACAGGGAAAACAAUUUUAUUCCACCACGGUGAGUGAUAAUGUUAGUGUCCAACAACGUUAUUGUCAGACUGGAAGGGAAACUAAUGACUCAUAAUUAAAUUAUCACUUACAAAGUCCUCACAGGUCUUUCUAUGACGGAACGCUGCUAUCUGUCAGUUAGCAUAUUGAUGGUCUCUUCUCAUUCCAUGGGUUAAGAUGAUAAUUUCACUGCACCAGUGCCUCGUGAUGUGAAGUUUCAUUGCAAUAAGAAUGAAACAUGAUAUUGCACUACAAUCUAGUAGUAUUUGAUAUUUCUGAUCAGGAAUUAGUGGACUGCUGCUAUGCGGAUGGUGAUUCAGCGAUGCUCUUCGCUUGUGGGAAAAAUUAACUAUCUUUCCCAUCUGCAGGUGGGCAUUCAACAGCAUAUCAUCAUCAGUGUGGCGGUCUGCAUUUAAUCGAUGCAUGUUUCUUCCCUUAGUUAAAAGGCGCUCCUUCACUCCCAACUAUAGCAUAUGUCUGAGUGCAACAUAUGAUGUCAAAACAUUGAAUAAACUAUGCUAAUAGAGAUAAAUCUUGACCUGACUAGUCAGUAGCUCCCAUUCUUCCCAAGCUGACUGGAGGGCCCUAAGGAUCUAUGGUGACUGGUUAGAUCAAUCCUUCUGGUAAAGGCUAGGUGGAGUUGAGUGAGGUCUGCUAACUUUGUCUAGGAAGGGAAGCCUUUGGCUACACUGUGUUAGUUUUCUCCUAGCUGUGACACCAUUUAAAACUCGUCAUCUUGUACUUUUAGACAUAGAUGAUGCUGAGAGCACAGUGGUAAAUUGAAAAGAAUGCAGGAACACCAUUACGGUGCCGACAGAUAAUUCAGAAAUGAUGCUGGCUUAAAUAUUUGGGGAGAUUUUAGCUCUAAGUGGUGUCGGCUGGGAGUUAUUUGUUAUUGUUAUGGAAACGUGAGCAACUUUUCAAUUUACACCUUAUAGAGGACCCUUUUCUCCUCUCCCAUUGACUGAUAGACAGCAGAAAUACCUGGACUAUAAACAAAGGGCUCCCUUAGCUUCACAAGUACUUGCUAAGUUUUAUAUUCAGAUGUGCCCGUUCUUGGAUUUGUCGCCAACUAGUGUGCAGUCGAUGGCACAAUGUUAACUAUCCUGAAGAAGAGUUUCACCCGAAAUGUCGACUUCUCCACCUUCUGAUGCUGCCUGGCUUGCUGUGUUCUUCCAGCCUCCUGCCUGUCUAUUUGGAUUCAAGGGUGUGUGCAGUUUUUUUUUGUGUCUAACAAUGUUAACUGUGGCUCAGGGGGUUAUGCUCUAACUUUGGCAGAGAGAGGGGCUAGCUGUGUUGCUGUUGCAGAGAGCCAGCACUGAAAUGACAGGCCGAUUGCCUUCUGCUUGACACUCAAAUAUGGCCAUGGUUGACCAAUUCCCAGAUCCCAGAUUUGAUCUCCAGUCUAUGGGGCUUGUGCUGAUAUUAGUUGCAGCUACCCUGUGAGACUGGGAUUAUGGGAAGCAGCAGGCAAUGAGAUUUCUGGGCAUGGACAUGAUAGAUCCUGUGCUGUAUCAUUUUCUGAUCUGGAUGCACAGCUAGAACUGAGAUACAGAUGUGAUGGUAAUGGAGAACAGGCAACGUGGUUCUGUUCUCUCCUGUUAAACCUGUUGUUCUCAAUCCAUUGUGUGAAAGUUAAAUUUGAGGGAGACUCAGUUGGGAGGGGGUGAAGAUUAAAAAUGUGUUGCUGGAAAAGCGCAGCAGGUCAGG